Messenger RNA from Paramecium primaurelia, 635 nucleotides. The record is from the annotation of a GenBank genome assembly. Lineage: Eukaryota; Ciliophora; Oligohymenophorea; Peniculida; Parameciidae.
AUGGUCUUACUAGUAAUGUAUAAUCAGUCUAUUACUCUAUCCGUUUAUGGGAUGUAAUAAAAAGCAAAAUUGGAUGGUCAUACUAACUAUGUCUACUCAGUCUGUUUCUCUCCUGAUGGAAAUACAUUAGCUUCUGGUAGUCAUGAUUAGUCUAUCCGUCUAUGGGAUGUCAAAACAGGAUAAUAAAAAGCCAAAUUAGAUGGUCAUAGUAGUGCUAUUAUGUCAGUCUGUUUCUCUCCUGAUGGAAAUAUAUUAGCUUCUGGUAGUAAUGAUUAGUCUAUCCGUCUAUGGGAAAUCAAAAAAAAGUAUUGUUCAGAUUAUAGAUUUAAAGAAAUUUAGGUUAAAAAUAUAAGAUAUCCUUUUUUUAACACCCCUUUGCAGUAAAAGAAUAUUAUUUAAAAUUUAGAUUCAUCUAAUAUUAUGGUUUACCCAGACUUCAAUUUUUCAAGGUUUAAGAGAGUUUUUUUAUAAAAAACCGUUUCCUUUUAGGAGAAUUAUUGGAAUAAUUUCUUACCAUAACACUUGAUUAAUUUAAAAACUAACCUAUAUUAACCCUUAAUUUAACUCUAUUUUAAUAUACUUCUUGUGUUGAUAGAGUUCUAAUUUAUAGUUUUUUUCUUUUUUAACAAUCUUGA